Closterium sp. Naga37s-1 is the source of this 741-nucleotide messenger RNA. NCBI's taxonomy places the organism in Eukaryota, Viridiplantae, Streptophyta, Zygnematophyceae, Desmidiales, Closteriaceae. The record is from the annotation of a GenBank genome assembly.
AUGCCGAAACGUACGCGCCCGCACGUCGUCGUACGUCGCCCACGCUUCCUUACGUCGCCCACUCUGCCUUACAUCGCCCACGCUUCCUUACGUCGCCCACGCUUCCUUACGUCGCCCACGCUUCCUUACGCCGCCCACGCUUCCUUACGCCGCCCACGCUUCACCUCGACUCUCCCUUCCAUUCGCCGCCGUCCCUUCCGCCCGUCGCCCUCCCUUCCGCUCGUUGCCCUCCCUUCCGCCCGUCGCCCUCCUAUCCGCCCGUCGCACUCCCUUCCGCCCGUCGCACUCCUUUCCGCCCGCCGCCCUUCCAUCCCCUCGUCGACCUCCCUUCCGCCCGCCGCUCUUCCUUCCCCUCGUCGCGCUCCCUUCCGCCCGCCGCCCUUCCUUCCCCUCGCCGCGCUCCCUUCCGCCCGCUGCCCUUCCUUUUCCUCAUCGCGCUCCCUUCCGCCAGCUGCCCUUCCUUCCCCUCGUCGCGCUCCCUUCCGCCCGAUGCCCCCCUUCGUCUCGUCGCCCUCCUUCCCGCUCGUCCCCUCGCAAUCUCCCUCUCUCUCGCCCUCCCAUCCACUCCACGUUGCCCUUGCCAUCCCUCCCUUCCCUGCUUCCCCCAAUCCCCUUCCCUUGCUUCCCCCCAUCCCCUUCCCUGCUUCCCCCCAUCCCCUUCCCUGCUUCCCCCCAUCCCCUUCCCUGCUUCCCCCCAUCCCCUUCCCUGCUUCCCCCCAUCCCCUUCCCUGCUUUGGUUGA